This is a messenger RNA of Morone saxatilis (striped sea-bass), 3315 nucleotides long. Its product is annotated as transmembrane protein 151B. Bases 573 to 2315 code for a protein of 580 amino acids. Lineage: Eukaryota; Metazoa; Chordata; Actinopteri; Moronidae. The record is from RefSeq and is a predicted model, not a curated record. The transcript has 2 exons.
CGAAGAAGGAGGACUGGAAGGCGUAGCGACUUUUUUUAUCGACUGCAUCGCCCUCUUUUUUCCUUAAAAUGAUUAAUUUAGAGGCUUAGACGGCACACACUAUUUAGCUGAGUUGUUGGCGAAUAUCUUAAUGCACUGGCGCUGAUUUAUGUCGAGGGACGGUUUACCUCAUCCUUCCGCCCUCAUUCAGGACAACGCACCGACAUCUGGAUAAACACAGUGAAAUUGUGUUGUUGUUGUUUUUUUUUUUAAUAAUAUGUGAUUUCAGUAGGUGAAUGAAACUGUCGUAAACCCGCCACUAACAACAAGCCUCGCUGACUGCACCAUGGUUAACCUCUGCUGCCUCUGCUGCGGUGAAAUCCCUCAACCCCGCCCCCCUCCGUCCGGGCAGUCGGGACCACCGCGGGAUCCCCGCACCGUGCAGCAGCAGCAGCCUGCUGGCUCCGGCCCAGACCCUGUGGGGCUGAAGGGGGAACAAAAAGGGGGAGCAAACGGAGGUAGGAGAGGCAGUCAAUAAAAAAAAAAAAGGAAAUUGAGCUUAUAAUCUCUGUCUGACAUGCGAAAAGUGCAGCAUGCUCUCCUCCGAUCUGGACUCUGCGGAGGACGCCGCGGCCAGCGCUCCCAAUGAUGCUGAGGGAGUGGAGGAGGAGGAGGAGGACUCACCGGCUGAAAGUGAUGCCCUGGAAGAGGAGCAGCGUCCAGUGAAGCAGUCUCUGGGUGCUUGUGUCUGCCGGGAGUCCCACUGGCGCUGCCUGCUGCUCUCUCUGCUCAUGUACAGCUGCCUGGGUGUGGUGGCCUGGUGCCAGCUGACCCGGGUCACCAAGAUCAGCUUCAAGACAUCUCUCACCUCCUCCUUCUCUGCCUCCUUCACCUCCUCCCUGCGGGGAGCCUCUGGGAUGGGUGCUGGAGGACACUCAAUGAUCUACCACGACAGCCCCUGCUCCGACGGCUACAUCUACAUCCCUCUGGCCUUCCUGCUCAUGCUCUACAUCCUGUACAUGGUGGAGUGCUGGCACUGCAGAGCCAGGAGUGAGCUCCAGUGCAAAGCAGACGUGGACAGUGUGUACGAGCGCGUGCUGCGGAUGCGACAGGCCCAACCCUGCAUAUGGUGGAAGGCCAUCAGCUACCAUUUUGUCCGACGGACUCGGCAAGUCACUCGAUAUCGCAACGGGGAUGCCUACACCACAACACAGGUGUACCAUGAGAGGGUGAACACACAUGUGGCUGAGGGGGAGUUUGACUAUAGCCACUGCGGGAUGAAAGACGUAUCACGCGACCUCAGAGGCUUGGAGGGACAUCCAGCAACUCGGCUACGCUUCACCAAAUGUUUUAGCUUCACCGAGGCUGGCCCGGAAAACGAAUACCUCAACCAGAGAGCCAGGUUCUUCUCUGAAAUUGAGGGUUUGGACGAUUACAUGGAGGCCAGGGAGGGGAUGCAGCUGAAGAACGUGGACUUCAGAGAAAACCUGAUAGCCUAUGUAGACCCAGAUAGGAUGCCCUGGUACAAUUCCCAGGUUGCCUUCUGGCUGGCAGCUCUGCUGAUGUUGUCCUGGCCUCUGAGAGUGCUGAUAGAGUACCGCACUGCUUAUGUGCACUACCGCGUAGAGAAACUGUUUGGGCUGGAGUACAGCCCCUCUCCUCAAGAUGAAGACAGGCCUUUGGGGAGUAACACCGGUUGUGUUAUUCCAAGAGUAGACACACUGGACAGCACCGAAAUGGAGUGGCACAUACGCUGUAACCGCCAGGUGAUUCCCAGCUAUUCCGAGGCCAUGCUGAUCAACAUGAGCACAGCAGACUCUAACUCACUACAAGACACUGAAUACACCUCGUCCUCAAACUGCUUCCUCCUGGACAGCAGCCAGACCGCUCAGAGCUACGGCGCUCUCCAGAGCCAGGAGGGCAGCGAGCAAUGCAGCGAGCCCAACGGACAAGGUGAUGGAGAAGGUAGGAGGAGGACCAUCACCAGCUCCAGCUGCUCCUCCAUCUUCUCCUGCCACGGGGCGCUGUUCCACUCCCACCCCUCUUCGGACACGUCCCGCUUCUCUCUCUGCCGCAUGUACGGCUCCCACCGCACCGUGGCCCUGUGGAGGAGCCGCAGCAGCAACCUGACGGACCCCUGCUGUGUGGACGAUCAGUGCUGCCGCUCCGACUCCAGCCAGCUAGCCCUCAGUGACAGUCCACCAACCUAUAGAGACGCCCGGUUCUUCCCAGUCCUCAUUGUGCACCGGUCUGAGGGCUGUGGCAGCGAGGACGGGAGGGAAGUGAGGCGUUAUUAUAUACGGAGAGGGUCGUCCUGUGUGGAGACUGCUCUGUGAAGGACAUAGACACCUUUCAUUAAGUCAAGAUGGAUUAAAAUCAGUAAAAAAAGAGGUGUUGUUGUAGGGUUGGUCACUAUAACAUUAAUGUGCUCUUUCAGGAAAUUCCAGUGUACAUAUAAAGAAACUUAAAUACUGACUUUCUAUUUUUUAACACAGUCACCAAACAGUCAAAGAGUCUUCAUAUUUAGUUACACAUUACACGUCCAUAUUAUCACAGUUAACGGUCCAGUGUGUAGGAUUUAGUGGCAUCUAGCGGUGAAGUUACAGAUUGCACCACCAUCGCUUCACCCUCUGCUUCCAAGCAUGAAGGAGGAACUACGAAACACAAACAGCCCUAUCUAGAGCCAGUGUAGAAACAUGGCGGUUUAACAUGGCAGACUCCAUGGAAGGCGUCCCGCUGUGUCUGUAGAUAAAAACGGCUCCUUUAAAGGUAACCAAAAACAUUAUUCUUAUUUUCAGGUUAUUAUACCACUAAUAAAAACAUACCUAAUGAAUAUAUAUUCCAUUUCUGCCUGUAGACCCUCCUAAAUGUUACACACUGGACCUUUAAAUUGUCUGUAUGAAAACAGCUACAGGUGUGAGACAAACAGUAAUGUAUCUAAAUGUAUUGGGAUAUUGUGUGUACAAUGACAAUAAUAACUGUCAGAUUAAAUUAUGGUGCAUACUGAUACAUGAAAACUGCACAACCUCAGCAUCCUAUUGUUUUCAUCAAAAGUUGUUGUUUUUUUUAAUCACAGGAAACAAACCACUAAUUCCUACGUUGACCUUGUAUCUGUUGUUACGUGUGUUGGGAGAAUUACUGAAAUCGUGCUAUUCUUACAUUCGCCUCUAUAUGUGAGAAUGAUACAAGAAAAAAAGAAAAGCUGCAUGUUAUUACCAAAGGUAUUGUCUUUUAGUUGAUUCAUAGACAGCAAGUUAAAACCAAAGACAUUGAGAGUAUUUUGUUUUGUUUUCUUUCCAGAGAUAUGUGUGAUGAGUGGAGAACAUGAGUUGAAUG